AGCCGUUUUGGCUCGAGCCGUGCAGCCUGGCCUGCUCAACUCUCUGGCGACUGCGCCGGCUCGCCCCGUUCCGGACGAGGACGAGGGCGAGGCGGCGCCGCCGGGCACCAGAAGGGUGGUCCGCGGGCCUGGCCAUCCAGCCAGCCCGCGGCGCGGCUGAGUAGCUGCCCGGUUGGGCGCGGCGGUUGCACUCGGCGGCGUCUGUAGGCCAAGCUGGCCACCGCGCGCGAGACGACGAAGAAGAGGAAGCGCAGCAAGAAGGAGGCGGAGGCGGAAACUGGGGCGGGCGGUGCUGGGGUGGGGGAGGGCGAGACCGAGGCGGACGCGCCAAGGGUUCCCGCCGCUGGCAAGGGCGGUGCGCAGAAGGCACCAACACCGCAGCAGAAGAAGCAGAAGGGCAAGAGCAAGAAGAGGCGGGCGAAGGAGAGUGUGGAGCGCACGGCCUCGAGCGUGGCCUCUGCGGCGGUUGCGGCGAAACCGCGGCCGCUGCCGCCGCACCAGCUUGUGCUCGCACCGAUGGUUGGCGGCAGCGAGCUUGCGUUCCGACUGCUGGCGCGGCGGUACGGCGCGCAACUGUGCUACACGCCGAUGAUGCACGCAGAUCGCUUUGCCGCCGACGCGGCGUACCGGGCCGCUGAGCUGCAGACGUGUCCCUCGGACAUGCCGCUGGUGGCGCACUUUUGCGGCAACGACCCGGCCACGCUGCUUGCCGCUGCUUGCCUGGCCGAGCCGCACUGUGUGGCCGUUGAUCUGAAUUUGGGCUGCCCGCAGCGGGCCGCGCACUCGGGGUGCUUCGGCUCGUUCUGCCGCCGCCUCGGCGACCCAGGCGAUGCGAUGGACACCGCGCUGGUUCUCGACAUCGUGUCGACGCUGGCCGCUGGGCUGACGGUGCCGCUCUUCGUCAAGAUUCGGCUGUUCGACGAGCUCGACGACACGCUCCGCUUUUGCCGGCAGCUUGAGGCCGCUGGCUGCGCGUUGCUCGCGGUGCACGGCCGCUACCGGGGCUCGCCCACGCACAAGCGCGACGGCGCGGCACACUUGGAUCAGGUGGCGGCGGUCAAGCGGGCCCUCACCAUCCCUGUGCUGACCAACGGCAACGUCAGCAACGCCGAGGACCUGCUUGCGGCGCUCGAGCUGACCGGCGCCGACGGCGUGAUGAGCGCCGAGGGCGCGCUCGACGAUCCAGCAAUCUUCGGCAGGGCGGUGGCCUUGGCCAGGCAGCGGCGACGUGCGAUCACCGCCGAGCUAAACGCGGCCAAGGCGCUUCAGGCCGAGGCCGCGGCCGGCCGAGCGCUCGACUCCGCGGAGCAGCAGGCGGUGGCCGGGAUCCAGGCGCUCAAGAAGCAGCGGCGGGCGUUGCCGGCCUUUGCCAGCGGCGGCACCGCGCCAGGGCUCGGGACUGGCAUGGCCGAGCCGCCCGGGGCCCUGGAUCUGGCCGGGGAGUAUUUGGCGCUGGCGCGGAGCCACCGCCCGACGCUGCGGUGCGUGCUGUUCCACCUUCGCCGGAUUUGCCGCGACCCGCUCCGCCGCUUCGGGAUGCGUGAGGCGCUGGAGGCGCUGGGGUCGUCCGUGUCCGAGACGGUGCGGGAGCAGCCGAUCAGCAACGGCAAUCUCAAGGCCGCCACCGCGCUGCUCCGCAAGCUCCGCGAUUACGACGAGGGCCGCGCCGCGCCGCCAGCCCCUGCCCCCGCUGACGCGGCACCCACCGCCGCCGAGGCGGCCGCCGCGGCGGCGACCGCGGCAGCCGCGGUGGCGGCGGCGGCAGCCCGGGCCCGGGCGGUGACCCAGGCUGGCGGCGCGAAGCAGAGCGCAGCCGCGGCCGCGGCGUGCGCGGCGAAGCGCCAGGAGUUUGAGCAGAUGCAGCGCCGGAAGGCGAAGCGGAAGGGGCUGCCUGACGACCACUUCCUUGAGCAGGGCCGCGCCCCGCCUACUGUGGCCGACGUGGCCCGGGUUCGGCGCAUGGGCGAGGCGGAGCGGAUGGCGUACUGGCGGGAGCGGUGCGGGCAGCACUGCAUCAUGCACCACCUGAACGGGCGGUGUGAGGUCGCGCUGACCUGGGGCUGCGGCUUCCUCCACGAGGCCGCGGUGCCGUGAGACCGCGCCGCGCUCUCGAUCGAUGCACGUGUCCUCGAGGUUUGGGCCACUGCUGGCGUGUGCCUUUGGGACCGGCUACCUGUUGGACGCCCGCGUCAACCGCCACCCUGCUGGAACACCACCCAUUUGUCUGGGUCGCCCCGUCGGAUGUAGCCCCCUCCCAGAGCUGCCGUCGAGGCAAGUGUCACCUGAGACUAAUAGAGCAGAGAACAA
This is a messenger RNA of Prorocentrum cordatum, 2307 nucleotides long. NCBI's taxonomy places the organism in Eukaryota, Dinophyceae, Prorocentrales, Prorocentraceae. The record is from the annotation of a GenBank genome assembly.